UAAUCCUGAAUGGCCAGGUUGGCUAGGGAGCAAAGCAUACUUACCUGGCGCAGAGGUUACCGUGAUCAAGAAGGCGGUUCCUCCAGGGCGAGGCUUUUCCAUUGCACUACGGUUAGGCUGACCCUUGCGAAUACCCCUAAUGUGGGUAUCUCGGGCGGAUAGACAGAGCUGCGGAUCUCGAGGUUGUGAAAGUAGGAACGGAUGUGGCAGUCAGACAAAUGGAAAAUCACCAGAUUCUUGUGGUCAACCUGGUGUCUCCGUAGACAUUAGUAAGAUAUCUGGGCCAAUAGUAGGCUCUGACGCGUAUUCAAAUGAUUUUUCUCAAAGCUCUCAAAAAAACCUUCCUGGGGCGAGUAGUCAACCAUUUAACGGAUCUCCUAUUGGAGGUGGUAGUAGUCCAUAUAAUUGCGUAAGUGGAACUAGUUGCGUUUCUGGGCCAGGAAGUCCAUCGUAUGUUCCUAACAAAUUUGAUAAAACAAAUAAGAUUGUGGAAGGAGAAGGAUCGUAUCCAUCAAAUCCAUUUCUAACUGGGAAGAUUCCUAUCCCUGAAAUUGGCGGACCAAUCGUAACAAGUACCAGUAAACCGAUCGGUCAUGGAAAUCCUUUUCUGCAAGGAAACAUUGGUGCCAUCUCAGGAGCUUGGAGUCAUUCCAUCGGUGGAGCAGUAGCGCAUCCUAGCGGCGGUAAUAAAAAUGUCGUUUCGACCGAAGAAGAAUCAACUAGACCAAUAGGCAAAGACAAUCCCUUCCUCCAUGGAUCAGGAUCUGCACGAGGAGAUAUAGGAAUCAAUGACAAAACAGCAGGAGAAUCUGAUUCAUUGAUUCCAGCCAUCGAUCGAACUUAUGCCGGACCAGGACAAACGAGUGGAAGUCCUGUCAGCCAUUAUCCUGAAUUGACCAAUGACGGAAGCUCAUCAGCCACGAAAAAUCCACUUGGGACAAAUCGCGGCUCGGGAAGCGGAGGAGGUAUUGGAAUUGGUUCGACAGGAUUUGGAAACCUUGCUGGAUCUUUUGCUAACUCGCAAGCUUCUAGUUAUGCCAAUUCCGGCUCUUAUUCUGGCUCUGGAGCACCGUCUUUUGGACAGGCGAGCAGUGGAAGUUGGGCUUCUAGCGGAGCGAAUGCAGCUUCCUGGUCCUCCAGCAGUGCUUCCGCUUAUGCAAGCAGUAACGCUGGCAGUUGGUUAGGGGGACAACCAAGUCAUGUGAAAGGAUAAUCGACGAAAAAAGAUGACAUUGCCAAGUGUUGAAAAUAAAUUUCAAUCAUUUUCACAUUACGAAAAAGAUCCUUUUAUUUUGUCUCAUUUGCACAUUUUUGUUUGUAAUUUAUUUUAGUUUAUGAUACAAUAUUGUAUGAAAAAAGAAAUCGCUAUUUUUUACAUCUAUAAUCCUACACGCGCGUAUCUUGAUAAUUGAUCCGAGAAUUACUGCCAAUUCCUCGAAAUGAUUGAUCACUAUUCUGAGAUUAUUAUCAAGCGAUAUUUCGAUAGAUAAUAAUGCAAUUGAUGAAUAGGAUAUACUGUUAUAAACGGAUUUGAUGUAUUAUCGUUAAAAAAAUACAAAUCAAUAAAAAGCAUUAUACAUCA
Messenger RNA from Apis dorsata (giant honeybee), 1582 nucleotides. RefSeq lists its product as uncharacterized. Lineage: Eukaryota; Metazoa; Arthropoda; Insecta; Hymenoptera; Apidae. The record is from RefSeq and is a predicted model, not a curated record. The coding region runs from base 140 to 1213 and encodes 357 amino acids. The transcript is spliced from 9 exons.